Molecule: messenger RNA, 1842 nt
Organism: Microbotryum saponariae
Lineage: Eukaryota; Fungi; Basidiomycota; Microbotryomycetes; Microbotryales; Microbotryaceae
Source: the annotation of a GenBank genome assembly
AUGGCAUUCGGAACACUUUACGGCGUAGGUCCAUUCUUUCCCUCGGGAACAGCAGAUGCAUCGAUUACGAUGUGACGUUCCGCUUGACUCGGCUAGCCGGCCACUGCUGGCGUUCGCUGGAGGUGUGCGAAACGUGGUGGUGUGACGCCGUGAACCCACUUCAGCGCCGCAUUGGCCCCGCCACACACCUCGGCAGUGCAGUUCCAACACACCCCUUUGGCUGGUGCGAGUUCAUGGUGCAGGUGCACAUGUUCCUCGGACUGUUGUGCGCUGCCCAGGACGUGUGAUCUGUCGUGCGGAAUCGUUCGCUGGAUUUCUGGUUCGCCACGCACCGGCCAGCCCAGCCAGCGCCAGCACGGUCCGGUCACCAGCAGCAGCCGCCAGCAGCCACACUUGCUCGCUCUCGGCCUCAAUCAGCUCGCAAUCAAUCACUCCUUCACGUCACUGACCCCCUAUCUCUACCCGCCCACUCGCCUCGCUUUUCGCGCCCCUCUCAUCACCAACCCACCCCAAACCAUACCUUCCUACAUCCCCCCACGCCCAUAGUUCCCCGGCAACCCCCGUACCAACGCCGCGCUCGUCACGGCCCAGUACGAGGGCAUCGACCUCGACUUUGUCGAUGUUCACCCCUUCGCCGAGGGAGGCAUUGAUGCCGCCUACAAGGCCAAGUUCCCCUUGGGACUCGUGAGCCAUGCUUCAUCUGCGUUUUUCUCUCCCGCGCCGCCUUCUGAACAACCCGUCUCCCUUCUUCCCUCCUAGGUCCCCGGCCUUGAAGUAGGCAGCCUCUUGCUCUCCGAGACCCUCGCCAUCUCGACCUACCUCGCCUCGCAGAGCAACAAGGCCAACCUCUUCGGCUCCACCAAGGAGGAGACCGCGAUCGUCUACCAGUGGGCCUCGUGGGCCAACCAGGAAUUCCUCCCCAAGCUCGGCUCCUGGUUCGCCCCCCUCCUCGGCAUGGUCCCUUACAACAAGAAGGCCGUUGACGACGCCAAGGCCGUCGUUCUUGCCCGCGGCGACUACCUCGAGAAGGCCUUGGCCAACAAGACCUUCCUCGCGACCGAGCGCAUCACCAUCGCCGACAUCCUCCUCGCCGCCGUGCUCGCCCGUGGCUUCGAGAGGGUUCUCGACGCCGAGUACCGCGCUGCGCGACCCAACACGAUGCGCUAUUUCAAAACGGUCGUGCACCAACCCGAGUUCCAGACGGUCCUCAAGGGCGAGCCCACUUUGUGCGAAAAGGCGGUCCAGUACACCCCUCCCAAGAAGGAGGCCAAGCCCGCUGCCGCCGCCGCCGCUCCUGCGCCCAAGGCCAAGGCCGCGCCCAAGCCCAAGGACGCCGAGGAGGACGAGCCCUCGGCCCCAUCGGAGCCCAAGGCCAAGCACCCGUGCGAGGCGCUCGGCCCCGCCAAGUCGUUCCCCCUUGACGAGUGGAAGCGACAGUACUCCAACAACGACACCCCCGUCGCGUUCGAGUGGCUCGAGAAGAACUUUGACGCGCAAGAGUACUCGCUGUGGAAGUGCGAGUUCAAGUACCCCGACGAGCUGACGCAGGUGUUCAUGUCGUCCAACUUGAUCACCGGCUUCCACUCGCGAUUGGAAGGCUCGAGGAAGUACGUCUUUGGCUCGACCGGCGUCUACGGCACCAACAACAACUCCAAGAUUGUGGGUGUCUACCUCAUCCGCGGUUCGGACUACAAGGGCGUCUUUGACGUUGCCCCCGAUUAUGAGUCGUACGAGUUCACCCCCUUGGACCUUAAGAACGACCGUGACUUCAUCCUCGGCUGCUGGGCAUGGACCAACACUUACAAGGGCCUCGAAUACGCCGACGGUAAGGUCAUGAAGUAA